UCCAUGGCCAUUUAAUUAACGCUACCACUCAGUUAUUUUAAUUACUAGAUUAUGUAUUUGAAUCGCUCUCGACAAAUUGUGAGAUGUGGCUGUCGAUUCAGAUGUCUAGAACCAGGCUAACGUAUGCUAGCAGUGACUGUGAACGUCCUGCAGGUGUCGCUGCCAGCAGCCUGAUAAAGCCCCAUGUCAGCAGCAACACAGUGUGGGUGUCUGCUUGUCACCCAGGGGCCCUUUUUCAAUAGUAGAGGGAAGAAGAAGAGCCAUAGAGGAGGAAACCAGAAAGUAACUGUGUUGCAGACAUGGACCUGCGGUCUGAGCUGCUAAAGUCCAUCUGGUACGGUUUCACAGCCCUGGAUCUGGAGAAGAGCGGUAAAGUGUCCAAGUCUCAGCUGAAGGUGCUGUCCCACAACCUGUGCACAGUCUUGAGUAUCCCACAUGACCCAGUUGCUUUGGAGGAGCACUUCAGGGAUGAUGAUGAUGGUCCAGUUUCCAGUCAGGGUUAUAUGCCUUACCUCAACAAAUACAUCCUGGAUAAGGUUGUUGAAGGGUCUUUUAUUAAGGAAAACGUAGAUGAGCUUUGUUGGACUCUUACGGCAAAGAAAAACUACCAGACGGAUAAAACCAGCAACACUGUUCUGCCAGAGAAGGAUGCUUUUCGGCUUUGGUGCCUUUUUAAUUUUCUCUCUGAAGACAAGUACCCUUUGGUUAUGGUCCCUGACGAGGUGGAGUACCUCCUCAAGAAGAUAUGCAUGGCUAUAACUAUUGAGUUCAACUGUGUUGAAUUAGAGGACUUCUUCUCCCAAGAGUCAGUGCAACAGAACGGCAUUACUGUUUGGGUUUUUCUGGAGAUGAUGAACUCGGGGAAGAUAACCAGAGGAAUUGAUAAAAGCAUAAUCAGCAUGGCUAUAGAGGAAGUAUACAGGGAGAUAGUUGGUGAUGUCCUCAAAGAGGUAGGAGAUGCAUCUGCCACCAAAAGUGUGUGUUUUGGUUCCUGGCGUGCUCUACAUUGUGUCGGUGACAGUAUAUGUGUGUGUCGGUCGGGCUGCGUGCAGGGUUAUCUGUGGAAAAAAGGCCAGCUGAGGAGAAACUGGAAGGAACGCUGGUUCACCUUAAGGCCGAGCAACUUGUCCUACUACACCGGGGAGGACCGCAAGGACUGCCAGGGCAACAUAGUUCUGGAUGGGAACUGCUGUGUGGAGGUGCUGCCAGACCGGGAUGGGAAGAGGUGCAUGUUUUGUUUAAAAACCCUCUCCAAGACUUAUGAGAUGAGUGCCUCAGACACCAAACAGAGACAGGAAUGGACUACAGCCAUUCAAACAGCUAUCAGGCUGCACGUGGAAGGGAAAAAGUCGCUCCACAAAGAUUUGAAGCUGAAGCGGCGUGAACAGCGGGAGCAGCGGGAGAAGAGACGGCAGUCCAAGGAGGAGGAGCUGCAGAGGCUGCGGGCCCUGCAGGAGGAACGGGAGCGUAAGCUGGCGGAGCUGGACCUUCUGAAGGAGGCGCAAAAGCAGGCUCAGGCCCUCCUGGAGCAGGACGAGCAGAGGAGGCGCCAGCAGCACGAACAGCUCCAGCGGGCCCUGGAGGUUCAGCUGCGAGAAGCUGAGGAGGCCCGGGUCAGUAUGCAGGCAGAGAUGGCUCUGAAAGAGGAGGAAGCAGAGAGGCAGAGGAAGAGGAUCCAGGAGCUGGAGGAGAUGCAGAAGCGUUUGGAGGAGGCGCUGCAGCAGGAGAUCAAAGCCAGACUGGAUGAGGAGGCCUUCCGCUACGCUCAAGCAGGGUUACUGGCCGAGGAGGAGGAGAAAAUGAAGGCCUUGAUGGCUCUGCAGGAGGAACAGGAGGAGUACAUCCUGAAAACACAGAGGGAGAAGCAGGAGCUGAAACAGGAAAUGGAGGUCAAGUCCCGGGACCUGGAGGAGGCGCAGAGGCAGCUGGAGGAGGUCCGUGCCAACCGGCACAGGGUUGACCAGGAUGUAGUGGCUGCCCAGAGGAAACUUCGCCAGGCGAGCACCAACGUCAAACACUGGAACGUCCAGAUGAACAGACUGAUGCGACCAAUCGGACCAGGCGAGAAGAGACCAUCGUUGGGAAGCUCUUUCUCAGCCUUCCAGAUCCCGACACAGAGAGAUCCCGGGCUGCGUCUCAGAAGGAGAUCAGGAUCAGAGGAUAAGGAUGAGGAGAGCAAAGAAAAUGUUGACAACAGAGCUGGGUGUGAUUUAGAGAAACGCCACUCCCAUGCCUCUAAUGGAGACAUGGACAUCCCUUAAAAACAUGAAUCAGAGAGGCUGCGUAGGUCACUUCUAGUCGCUCUGUGAGAUUUUCUGACAGGAAGGGCAAGAGACGGCUGUCUAAUGUGUGAACAAUAUGAAAACAGUGGGACAUCUGCACUUAAAACUGAAUUUACAGUACUACCAUUUCUAUCAAAUGUUGAAUUCACUGACCUCAUUUCACAGACAGCAGCAGUUUAAAACAUUUUGAUGAGAAGUUGCUGUUGUGGAAUUCAGUGCUCAACUAAUGCUUUGACUGCAACCUGUGUGAGGCCUGUUCUGGGCAUAAAUGAUACCUCAGUGCAAAGAAAGUGAGCUGUAAGCAAGAUCCUGAAAGUACAAAAUAAGUUGUGAUUAUUUAAAGGCUAAUACUUACAUACAAUACAAUGAAGCUCAUUUGUUUAGCUCUGUAAUAUAGACACAUAACAAUGUUUAAUUUCUAUAUAUGUAUUUUUUGGGGUGAAGGGUGGCUUGACUUUUGUACCUAAAAAGCUGGUUCAGUAUUAGAGGUUACUGCAAUUUCAGUCGAAGAGAAUCACUCCUGACAAACAGGAAAGAGAGAGAGAAAGACAGAACUUCCUGUUUCUACUGUCAGUUAAUAUAAUUGUAAAUAAAGGAGUGAAUUGCCUUAA
Siniperca chuatsi (mandarin fish) is the source of this 2893-nucleotide messenger RNA. Its product is annotated as differentially expressed in FDCP 6 homolog. The transcript is spliced from 11 exons. NCBI's taxonomy places the organism in Eukaryota, Metazoa, Chordata, Actinopteri, Centrarchiformes, Sinipercidae. The record is from RefSeq and is a predicted model, not a curated record. The coding region runs from base 300 to 2261 and encodes 653 amino acids. Gene Ontology annotation, cellular component: nucleus; cytoplasm.